CACACAAUUAUCAGACAUUCAUUCAUUUAUUUAUCUAUCUAUUAACGUAUACUUUAAUUUAAAGUAUUUUGUCACAAAUUUCUUAACGUAUUUAAAGUUCUCCAUUUGCUUUGAUCACAGCGGUGUUUAAUACUUAAACACGCAGUAAAAUUCGGCUUUAAUGAUACUUGAUGGAUCAUGCAGUCUAACGUGAAUUGACAAUGUUAACAUAGAUUGUAAUGUAGAUAAUGUAGAUUUUCAAUCAAAUAUGACGCAAGUAUAUACACUUCUAUGUUAAAUACACGUACAGGAUCAUUGCGAUAUUUAAACGUCUAUACUACGACACAAUGUUGCAAAACGGAAAUGUUUAAGUAUUGUGGAAAACCACGUCAAUUUUAUUUUAAAAGAACAUUUUAUAUACAACCGAGUGAUUCUUGGCCGCGAGACUUUUAAUUUAAAAAAAAAACAAAACAUUUCUGCAGCCAGUGUAUGAACCAUGCUGAACAGUGCGCGUGCGUGAAAUUUAUUUUCAGUAGGUAUUUGAUGUCGGAAGCUCGAUAUAAUGGUCAAUGUGAUUCUUUGACUUUUUAAGAUAAAUGACUGAAGUUUUAUUUCAAACGUGAGUUGAUUACCUAACAUGGCUCCCCCCAUUGAUGACGUGAUCAAACUGUGUUGUGAGCUGUCAGCAAAUCAGCAGAUAAAGACUACAGUAAAGCAUUCUGGGAAGGGAGCGAUGACUGCUGGAGGACUUGCUUUUGCUGGUGGAUUGGUUGGGGGUCCUCUUGGCAUCGCCGUAGGUGGUGCUGUUGGAGGACUUCUGGGAUGCUGGAUGACAAGCGGUCAGUUCAAACCAUUGCCUCAGGUCAUCAAUGAAAUGACCCCAGCGCAGCAAAAGAAGCUCUACGAGGACAUCAUGUCCAUUUUGGGCUCGAUCGAGUGGACUGAUGUAGCCCAGUUAAUAGCCUUAGUCACAGCAAACGCCUCACUUCAGCAGCAAGUGACCGCUGCUUUACUGGGCUACAUUCACAGAGAGCUUCAGGCUGAGGUUCAUUAUUUAGACUGAACCACACGAUGAAAGCACUUAUUUGGACAACAAAAUUAAUGAAUGAUUUAAAGAAAAUAACGUGUUCUUUUAAGUGAAAACCUUUUAUUUAAUAGAUUUCUUUUUAAUUAUGUUAUUAAAUGCUACUAUCAUCAAUGAAGGAAUAAAUUGCACAGGACACAAUGUUUGAAUUAAGGAUGAAUAAACUGAUGAUGAUUUUGCUCACCAGAGCUCCUACAAUACAUAUAUAAUGUUCAGACUAAUAUUCUUUUUUUUUUUUUUUUUGAAGGAUAUUAUCAUUUAUUUCUUUGAGCUUUUACUCCAUUUUCUUACAAUUUAAUCAUUUUCAGUUACUACUAAUUAAACACAAAGGUAAAAGGAUGAAAUUACACAUCCUCUGUACUUUAAAGUUGUACUGUAGUUGCCUAUUUUAUCCACAGGGGCGACUCCUCAUAUAUUUCAAAACAUAUAUUUAAUUCUGGGCAUUCUUUGCAUUAUUAAGUUUUUGAGUGUUUUUUUAUCUCAAUGAUCAGCACUCUGAAUCCAUCCCCGGCAUUUUGGAUUCAAGAAGCCAAUUAUGAAGUGACCUUAAUUAAAAUAUCCAUUAUACAUUUAUUAGGUUUUUAUUCAUGUCACAUGACUUAAUUAAUUUAUUUUUUUGGUUGUUAAAAUAUAGCCAUUUUAAUCAAUUUGCAUUCAAGGAUUUUAUGUGUACACUUUUUAAUUGAAUUGUUUCACUCACCAUGGCACAUGUGCUGUGGUGAUGUGACAAUAAAGGUGACUUGACUUGA
Molecule: messenger RNA, 1812 nt
Organism: Tachysurus fulvidraco (yellow catfish)
Lineage: Eukaryota; Metazoa; Chordata; Actinopteri; Siluriformes; Bagridae
Product: protein C19orf12 homolog
Exons: 3
Coding region: 617-1042 (141 amino acids)
Source: RefSeq, a predicted model, not a curated record